ACAUGUCAUCUGAUAACUUUAAAACGGAUUCACAAAGUAUCGUUUAGUGGAAUUUAACAUGUUCUCACAAUGUAACGAGCUAUUAAUAGAAACAUGUUUAACUCAUAAAGACAUUGAUAUUAUAUUCAACGAUAUUUCGUCACAACAGCUAAAGUUUAAACAAGGAAUAUUUUUCAGUUUAAACAAAAGUAGGAUUUUGUUUGGACACUUGCCAAAUUUAACUUCAAAUCUUUUGUACGCAAUUCAUAAAAAUGGAACGUGUUUAUCUGGGCAUGCCAAGCAAACACUUGUCAGUUUGUUUCGGGAAAGGCGAAAUGUUUUGAUAAUUUCAGUUUUUGGUGAAUGCAUGCUUGUAUCAAAGAACGACAUAUUGGAAGUAUUAUGGAACAAAAUAAGAAGAGAACUUAUUAACGGUAACAUUAUCAAACGCUGGAUCGGCAGGGACGUAUUUAUGACGUUAUUUGUUGUUGACAACAGUUGCUACGAAGAAGAAUUAGAUAACAUAGAAUUAAAAUCGACUCGUAUAACAACUGGAACAGGAUACAGUAAAAGGGAACCAAGAAACAAAAACGUGUACAACAAUAACAAAAAGAAGAGAGAACAUGUUUCAACAACAAGACCAAUCGAUCCGCGUCAGAUUCAUACAACGACAGUUGUCGAUGCAACAGUUGUCGAUUCAGCGCUUGUUGCUUAUCCAUUGCACAGACAACAUUUCAACAAACCUAAAUACAACGAGACCAAUGAGGAAAAGUUUCCAACUCAAGUUACGGAAAUUGAUUCAGGGCAACCUUCUUUUGAGUCAAAAUUUUUACCCAGGUUUGCUAACGACAGUUCUAAUGGUCAAGUUAAUUCAUCUGCAGUAUCAACAGCUUCUGACGAAAGACAUAAAAGAACCGACUUAACAUUAGUAACAUCAAGCUCACGGAUACCUUUGUCUCUUAAACCUCCGCGGUAUCCAGAUUUUACAGAUCAACAAUGUAGGUUGUUGUCGUUUAAUUCUUCAAGUUGGGCAGGGGACAGCAAACCUGAUAAAUCUUCUUUAGUAGCUUGCGGGUUUUUCUACACAGGAAACCAAGAUUUAGUUAGAUGUUUUCAGUGUGGGAUAGGACUAAAAGAUUGGACUAAAGAAGAUGAUCCAAUGAAUGAACAUAUUCAACAUUCGACGUCUUGUAGUUUCUUAGUGCAAAAGUUUGGGAAGCACGAACUAGAUCAAAUGAAGCGGGCACUUGUUCGAGGAAUUUCAGACAACAAUAUAGAUGCCGUUUCUACAAACCCUUCACCAUUACAAUACCCGAUCAGAUCGCCUCGCUAUCAAACAAUGGAAGCAAGAAUUGCGUCAUUCCAGAAUUUUCCUAAACAGAUCAGUAUAUCUCAUCAGAACCUUGCUGUGGCAGGACUGUUUUAUACUGGCCAAGGAGAUCUUUGUCGUUGUUUUACAUGCGAUGGCGGGUUAAAGGACUGGAGUUCUGGAGACGAUCCCAUCAAAGAGCAUGCCACAUAUUUUCCAAAUUGCUCAUACAUUAUAAAGUUGAAAGGACAAGAAUAUGUUCGUUUGCAACAACAAGGGCGCACAGAUAAUCAACAGAGGGGUGCUGAAGGUGGUAACAAUAUAUCGACGAAUCCGAUACAGACACUACCAACGUCAUUUGAAAAUAUGUCAGUGCUUGACACAAAUCCAGAAUAUUCAAGUUUCAACGUUAGUCAAGUUGUACAGAAGCUUGGGUAUGCGGAGAUCGAUGUUAUAACUGCAAAAGCUGAGUUAGAGAGGAGAGGCAACAAGUUUCCAACAGCAGAAGACGUUGUCAAUACUAUUCUUGAUUUACAAGAGAGUGCGUCGGGUUCUCAAAACACACCUCAAUCCGCAGAAAAUGGAAACGAUGUAAAUGCAAUGGUGGAGGAAAACGAGAAAUUGAACCGUUUGGUCAAUUGUAUGCUUUGCGUACCUGGGGAGGCAAACAUUUUAUUUCUGCCGUGUACGCAUCAUCGUGUUUGUCAGGACUGCUCUAAGGAUAUUACCUAUUGCCCUGUCUGUGGUAUGUUUGUCAAACAAAAGGUCAAAACCUUUCGAGCAUGAAUAAAACAAAAAAAGAAAAAAUAUUAAACUUCUAUAUCUUUAAAAGCUUUAUACAUACAUAUCAAUAAAUAAAGAUAACAUUUUGUCACAGUCUACGUUGGAACAAAGUGGUCUACAUGAAAAUUUGUCAGUUGUGGACGUAUUUAAUGAUAAUAAUGAGAAUAAGUAACGAUUUAACAAACAACAACAACAACAACAACAAAAACAAAGCAAAAAGAAAAAAAAGCUGAAAUACGACUUUGUGCAGACUUUGAAUAAGUGUUAUUUGGAAAAUUCAACAUGGAUCAACAUACAUGUACGUCUUCAACUAAACAUCUUGUUGAAAUAAUGGUACAAGGAAGGGACUAUGUCCACUAGAUACCUUUUGCAGCUGAAUUAGCUACCUGAAUGGGCGUGUUUUACGCUGUCCAAAGGGGUUGCUACUUUAGCUGCGGGAGGAUUGUCAACAAAAAACAGACACUGUGACUACAAGAACGACUUCCAACGUAUAAGCAAUAGGAUACUUAUUGUUUCAGAUGUUCAUUUAUUAUAAUUUUUGUCGAGAUAUAAUUUAAUUCAUGUUUAAAUAAUACAUACAGUUUUCAACUCCACUUAAAAAGUGGAGAUAUUGUCAUUACCCUCUCAUCGGAAUUAGUGUUAGUAAACAUUUUCGUUUGUAUUAAAAACUAUAAAAGUUA
Molecule: messenger RNA, 2751 nt
Organism: Ruditapes philippinarum (Manila clam)
Lineage: Eukaryota; Metazoa; Mollusca; Bivalvia; Venerida; Veneridae
Product: baculoviral IAP repeat-containing protein 3-like
Exons: 10
Coding region: 59-2074 (671 amino acids)
Biological process (GO): positive regulation of protein ubiquitination; regulation of cell cycle; negative regulation of apoptotic process
Cellular component (GO): cytoplasm; spindle microtubule; nucleus
Molecular function (GO): cysteine-type endopeptidase inhibitor activity involved in apoptotic process; ubiquitin protein ligase activity
Source: RefSeq, a predicted model, not a curated record